UAAAAUUUUCAGAAAGAUGUGUUAAAGAUAUAUUUUGGUGCUGAAUCCUGAACUUAUAAAUGGAUACAGUCUACAGAUGGAGGCUUCAGGAAAUUUAAAUCCUUCAAUAAGCAUCCUGAAUCCUACAGGGGGGUGUAAACUGGUGCGAAGCUCUUCUAAAGAUUCAACGUGUACUGAUAUACCAGACGUACCAUCCUUAUCAGCAUACCAGACUUUACUUAGUUCUCAAUCUCAGAGUCUUCAAAUAGAACACAAGAUGGCUAAUCUUAGAGUUUCAUUUAGAUCUGGUCUACCUAUAUCUCGAGGUCCCUCCCCCUCCCCCUGUUUAUCUGACCGGCUCUGUGUUCCCUCUGCCACAUCAAGAGCGAGCUCACCAGCAGCUAAGUCGGUGAAAGAUAUCUGGUUGGAUGAUGAGAAUGAUUUAAUCAGAUCUUGUGGCAAGCUUUCUAGAGCUCUAGGAUUGGAGAAGAGUUUUAGUACAAGUGAUAUAUUAACCUCUCCAGAUAAUCAAGCAUGCCUUAGCAAUUCCAGGUCUGAAUCGUUCCUAUUAGAUGCUGUAAACCUGCAUUGGGGAAAACUGGAACCUAACUCAAGGUCCUUGUCAACCUGGGUAGCUGUUGGAGAUGUUCAAUCUUCCACCUCACAGCUUCCAUCUCCACAGGUCGAACUUAAGGGGUUUGCUGAUUGUAUGUCAGGUGCCCAGUUUACUGCAGCAGAUUUUGUAAGAUCUAUGAACAAAUCUGUCCGACAAAACUAUAUCAAGAAAAGACUUAAGGUAACAUAUAAAGCUCUGGAGCAACUGUCUGAAUCUGAGUUCGAUCUGGAAAAAUUUCUUGAGAAAUCUGUUCAACAAAAAACCACAGGAAAUCAGACUGUUAAACUUAAAAGCACAAACAGAAAAGCCAACAAGGAUGCUGUGGCAAAAGUUCUUGUUACAGUGCACUCAGAUCUAGGAUUGUCUGAGAAAAGAAAGGAAGAUAUUGUUUCUACAAAGGAGAUUGAACGAGACAGGGGGAAACCAAUCAGUAAAUACGAGAGAAACAUCAUGAUAUUUGAUUGGUUGCAUACUCUGGACGAAUCAGCAACCUUUGAAGUGGCCUAGCCUAGCUGGAUGAAAAAGCUUCUGUGAAAGUAAUAAGCCAAUUCCU
Messenger RNA from Eurytemora carolleeae, 1148 nucleotides. RefSeq lists its product as uncharacterized. The coding region runs from base 77 to 1102 and encodes 341 amino acids. Lineage: Eukaryota; Metazoa; Arthropoda; Copepoda; Calanoida; Temoridae. The transcript has 16 exons. The record is from RefSeq and is a predicted model, not a curated record.